AUGCUAUAUGGUACUCUCACUUUCGAAAAAAGUCCUUUAACCUAUUUUUUGCCUCUUAUCUUCGACAUUCCUCAAAACUAUCCAACGAACCUUCCUUUGGUUAAAACUUCUCUCUCAGCAGUCCCUCCACUCCCUUUAUUCUCUAUCGAUCAAAAUUCGAUACUUAUUAAUUAUAUCAAUUUGGUCCAAGACAACACUCUCACUUCUAUUUUUAACGCGAUUUUGACGCAAAUUCCUCAACUUCCACUCAACUUCCUCCCGUUCGCCCCAACACCUCUAAAGGCCCCUACCCAACAAAAAUUCAUCCAACCAAUUCAACCAAUCCAAGUCAUCCAAAAGACGGAGAUGAACACCAGAAUACCAGAGGUGCCCGAUUUAACACACACUUUACAAAAUAAAAAAAUAGAAAAAAUUGAAAAAGUCGAAUCACAAGUUCCUGUUGUCCAAAAACACAUUCCAAAAGAAUUCAAAAUUCUUGUAGGAGAGACUGCUAAACAGGGAUUUGCUAAUGUUAGAGAGUACUUGGACAAUAUUAAUGCGGAGAAGGAAUUGGACGGGAUGAAAAAUUUACUGACACAAAAAGUCAUUAAUGACGAGGAAUUCAAACAGAUGUCUGCACAUUUGGUUGUUAAAGACCUUCCACAACCUCCAAAGGAAUUUUCUGAUAUACUCGAAUUGUACAAGACUGGUGUAAUUAGUCAAGAUGAUAUUAUAAAACAAGUGCCAGUGUGUAAUGAGAGACGAAGGAAAGUUAUUAAUAACUUCGAACAGCUGGACGACGCUCAAAAAGUGUUUGCCGAAAUGUUUUUGAAUGAUGAAAUCGAUUUGGAUGAAAUGAAUUCACUGAAUCAGAAUUAUGUCCAGUACCAAACAAGUUAA
This is a messenger RNA of Entamoeba invadens IP1, 879 nucleotides long. RefSeq lists its product as hypothetical. The record is from RefSeq and is a predicted model, not a curated record. NCBI's taxonomy places the organism in Eukaryota, Evosea, Mastigamoebida, Endamoebidae. The coding region runs from base 1 to 879 and encodes 292 amino acids. The transcript has a single exon.